GGAAUAGAAAUAUAUUCCAUAUUAAAUAGGCAGAAACAAAAAGGGGUAUAAGUAAAGAUUGAAAUGGUGAAAAUUUUGAUGUACAUAUAAAGAUAAUAAUAAAUAUUUUAAUUAAUUAAAUUUUUCUAAUUGUCUAUGGCGGAUUAUAUUGUUGAAUAGUAGGGUCUUUCAUUCACACACACACAUAUAUACACUCUGUCUCUUUGGUAUUCUUUUAUUGUUAGCAUUUGUAUUUCAUAUACAAUUAUAGGCUUCUAUUUGACUAACUGUCUAAUACCUAAACUAUAUAUACUUAUAUAUACAUAUGUAUAUAAAUAUCACAAUCACUUCCUGUAAUGGAUUCGGAGUUAUUCUCCGAUUUCGUAUUGUGUAUGUGUGUUUUACUUUUUUGAAUGUUACAGUUAAUAAUUAGAAAGAGGGAUAUACAAAGCGAAGAGAUAGAAAGUGAAGUAACCGCUAUGACAACAACAACAAUAAAAAGAGAAGAAAAGAAAAAAACAUUCAUAUUUCUAGUUUUAAUAUUAUCAAGAAUAGUUUCUCAGAGUUUGUUUUCUUUUUCCCGCUUCAUAAUGAUUCAAUCAGUGAAUGAAAUAACAUACAAUGAAACAUUGAAUAUUUUUGGUAAUAUAGUUACUAUCUAUGUGUUACUAGACAAAAAGGAGAAGAAAAAAAAACAACAACAACUCAGAGACUAUUUUAUUUUGGUUAAUGUGAAGUUCGUUGUAAAGUAUUUAAAUUGAGUUCAUAUUAUGUAAUAAAUUCAAAUGGGAUAAAUGUUAA
This is a messenger RNA of Schistosoma margrebowiei, 780 nucleotides long. NCBI's taxonomy places the organism in Eukaryota, Metazoa, Platyhelminthes, Trematoda, Strigeidida, Schistosomatidae. The record is from the annotation of a GenBank genome assembly.